AUGUAAUUUUUUAGUUCUUAGAUGUUGUUUGGAUGUCUAUUUAUGAAUUCUUAGCAGGAUCCAAUCGAAUAAAAAACAGAUUUUAUAAUAGGUUUUUACUUAGAGGAAUAUGAUAAGUAUUAAGCGUUGUACUUAGCAGCUAAUUUCUUUCCUUCUAAGUCAGUUAUUUGUAAUAAAGAUUAAUCUACAUCACUAAAUGUACCUAAAAUGUAAAUAAACUUGUCAUUAAAUAUUUAGCUCAAAAUCGAUAAGGCUUUUUUUACCUUAUCGAACUGCUCUCUUUUUUAUCUGUUGUAGGUAAAGAUAAUAUACUAAUUCUAUUCGAACCUGUUAGCUGCCUUAGUCAAAAACUUCAUCUAAUCUCCUUGGAAAUAUAUUCCUGAAAUUUCAGUAAUCUUAAAUUAGAAUAAACCCAAAUUUUGGAGCUAUACAUUUACAAUACAUCCUAAAAUUCCAGCACUUUCAAAAUAUUCUUUCUCAUUAUAAUUAAAAUUAUUUUAGAGAGUAUCCAUUAUUGAAGAUUUGCCAGAACAAUGUGGUCCGCAAAGGAGGACUCUACAAUCAGUUCCACCUUGA
Messenger RNA from Tetrahymena thermophila SB210, 576 nucleotides. RefSeq lists its product as hypothetical. The transcript has a single exon. NCBI's taxonomy places the organism in Eukaryota, Ciliophora, Oligohymenophorea, Hymenostomatida, Tetrahymenidae. The record is from RefSeq and is a predicted model, not a curated record.